GCUUUCAUCAGCAGCAAUAUACGAGCAAGUGUAGAGUUGACAGGGCCCGCAACGCAGUCUUACGCGGGGCCCUGUUUAUAGCCUACCAGUUUGACUCAGAAUGGGGAUGCUGCGAGGACCUCAAUUGAAACGGCGGUGCCCGGGAAUCCCGUCGAUGAGGCCCGCUUGGUCGCCUCAGCAGCUUUGAGCCCUCACCUAUUGUAAUAGCGAGGUGUCUAAACAUGUCGCUGGCUGCUGACAGUGGCUUGACGGCGAGCCCAAGCCCUGGUAGCGUCAGGUCGCUGCAGGCACUGCCAGAGGUCCUGAGCCCGGUGCGCCAUGGGUUCCUAUGGAAGCGCUCACGGGCCUUCAAGUCGUGGCUGUCGCGUUGGUUCCAGCUGGACGACACAGGGUUCACCUACGCGGUAUCGCCAAAGCUAAUCAAGCGCGAGGGGCGCUAUGUGCUGCCCAGCGCGGUGCGUGAGGUGCUGCCGCUGCCGCCGGAGCGCUACCGCAACGGCGCCACGAUGUAUGGCGUGCGUGUGGUCGCCACCAGCGGCGCCACAAAGGACCUGUAUACAGACGAUGCAGCAGCGCUCGAAGCCUGGACCCGCGACCUAGCCCGCUCCACACCGGCGGCGCGGCAGGCGGCGUACCGGAAGGCGCUGAUGGCAGCGCCGCCGGCCGGCGCGCUGCCGCUGCCGCCGUCACGGCGGCCGGGCGGCGCCGCCUUGCUGAACGAACUUCACCUGGGCGACAUUUGCGAGGUGGACUGGUCGGGCAUGCUGGGCUCGGGGCUGUUCGCGUGCGUGCUGCGCGGCCGGCUGCACGAGGGCGGCGAGGCCGUGGCGGUGAAGAUUAUAAAGAAGGAGGCCAUGAUAGAGUACAGCGAGAUCGUAUACCGGGAGGCGCAGGUGUGGAGCGCGGUGGGCGUGCACCCACACAUCUGCCAGCUCAAGCAGGUGCUGCGGUCCUCUGCUCGGAUGUACUUCAUCGCUGAGCUGUGCGACGGCGGCGGGCUGGUGGAGCGGCUGGCGGCCAGCGCCACGUACUGCGAGCGCGAGGUGGCGUGGCUGAUGCGGCAGCUGCUGGCGGCGGUGGCGCACCUGCACCAGAACGCCAUCGUGCACAUGGACAUCAAGCCGGAGAACGUGGUGUUCGCGACGCGGCGCGAGGAUUCGCUCAUAAAGCUGAUUGACUUCUCGCUGGCGGCCUUCGUGUACACACCCACCGACCCCGGCGGCACGCCUGACUUCGUGGCGCCGGAGCUGCUGAACGCGCCGGACGUGGUGUCCAAGAACGGCUGUGGGCCGGAGGUGGACAUGUGGGCGCUGGGCGUGAUGCUCUUCUUCCUGCUGAGCGGCCAGACGCCGUUUCAGUCCGCCAACUUGGAGACCGUGAUGAUGCGGGUCAAGAGCGGAGAGUGGAACUUCCACGGCCGCCGAUGGGCGCUGGUGAGUGAGGGCGCGCGCGACCUGGUGAGUCGGCUGCUCAAGCGCGAGCCCUCCCAGCGGCUGACGGCGGAGGAGGCUCUGCAGCACCCCUGGCUGAACCGGCCCGAGGCGCUCAGCCAAGCGCUGCUUCAGGACGCCAUCAGCUCAUUCAGGGCUGCGGCCGCGGCGCAGCAGCGGCAGAUGCGCACCAGCUGGAUAAAGCAGGGCAGCGGCGACCUGACGGGCUGCCACGCCACCGGCACCGGCACCGGCAUCCCCGCGCUGCACUCCAACCACCUGUCGCCGCGCGCGUCACUCAACCGGCAGGCCAUGAUGCAGGCCAUGGCGGGCUCCUCCAACGGUCCGCCCGCUGCCGCGCUCAUGAGCACGGGCGGCCUGGUGCGGAACCUGAUGAGCACACACCCCGGCCUGGAUCCAGCAGCCGUGAUGAGUGCCCUGGGGUCGGACCGCCCCGGCAGCCCGCUCAUACGCAACUCGCCAUCCCAAAGCGUCAUGCUUACGGGCGGGCCCUCCGGCCGCGGCUCCCGCGCCACCGGGCACAACUCCAACUCACCCAGCAUGCCCGCAGCCGUGGCCGCGGCGGCCGCAGCCGCAGCCGCGGCCGGUGCGCGCGGCGGCAGCCGGAAUAACUCAUUCUCCGUCGGCGGCGGCGGCCCAGCGAACAUGUCUAGGAUGGGCGCGGGCGGCCUGGCGAGCGGGCCCAUGCCUGCGGGCGGUGUUGGGUCGACAACUCUGACGGCGGCCCUGGCGGUGGCGCGCGGCAGCGGGGGCGGCAGUCCGCACCCGAGCCCGCACCACAGCCCCCACCACAGUGGCACGGGCACGGCGGGCGGCGCGGGCUGCAGUCCCCGCAGCCCGCUGGGCAUGCGCACGCGGCGUGCCAGCGACACCAUGGCGUAUACGAUCUCACUUACGGAGAGGCAGGAGUCAUUCACGCAGAUGCAGGCUCAGGGCCUGGCAGCGCCGCCCAACGCUGGCAUGCAGUGGCCGGCAGCCAUGGCGCUCAACUCGUCCAAAGCGCGCCGCGCCUCCGACGUCCUGUCCUACGGCCUCAUGCCCUACAACAGCGCCAGCCAGGCGGACCUGGGCUCGGCCGCAGCGACCGCGGGGCUCACCAGCGCGGCCGACGCAGGCAGCAGCGUGGGCGCCGCAGGCGGGGCCGGCGGGCAUUCGUCACCGGGCUUGCCGCCGGCCAGCGCAGGCAGCAGCUUCGGCCUGCGCGGCUCGCAGCAGCGCGGCGCCAGCGGCCUCAGCAUCAUGACCAAUGCCUCCACCUCGGCGGCCGCCGCCGCUGCGGCAGCGGCGGCCAUGCGUGCCGGCGGCCGCAGCAAUCCCGAGCUGCUCAGCAACCGGCACGCGACAUCCUCCGCAGGCGCGCAGUCCAACAAUGGCUCGUCGUCCGAACUCGCACCGCCCAUCUCCAGCCGCGAUGCGGACACGGCACCCGGCCAGGCGGCCCUCCUGGCAGCCAUGACGGGCGUGGGCUCGUCCUCCUCGCGCGGAGGCGGCAACGCCGGCCUAAUGCCGCCGCCGUCGCAGUCGCAGGUGCACCUGCAGAGCUCGCCCAGCGCGCCGGCGCCGCAGGCGCCGCCGCCGCCCGGCGAGAAGAAGUACGACGCGGGCGGUGGCGACCGGGGGUUGUCACGCAACAGCCUGAGCAACGCGCAGGCGCGUUUCGCGAAGCUGGCGGGAUCCAAGUCGCAGUCCUUCCACGCCAUCCCCAGCGAUUGGGUGAUGGACGCGCAGGCGCCGCCCACGGCCAACGUGGGGCCGCGGUCAGGCGCGCACGGCGACGGCAACGUGGGCGGCAGCUUGGGUUCCGUCCACCCGGCCAUGGCAGCGGUGCUGACAGGUGCGGGCGGCGGCGGCAGCGCCCGCGGCGCGGGCGCCAGCGGCGCACCAGGCGGUGGUGGUGGCGGCGUCGGCGCCGUGCCGUUGGUGGCGUUGCAACGGCGCGCGUCCAUGAGCUUUACGGCCGGGACCUCGGGCUCGGGCCUGGCCGGCCCGCACGGCCCCUCGCCGCUGUCCAACAGCAGUGCCGGCCGCAUCUUCCCGCCCGACACGCUCGUGGCGGCGGCGGGCGCCAGCAGCAGCAUGCACGGCGCCGGCAGCCGGCCGCCCUCCGGCACUGCCGCAUACACGGCAGGCGCCGGUGGCGGCGGCGGCGGCGGCUCUGGCGCCGGUGGUGGCGUGCCAACCCUGGCCCGCCAGCUCAGCCGCCCGGUCAGUGGCGCUAGCACGCCGCUCGCGCCCAGCCCAAUCCACAGCCAGUCGAACGUGCCUUUCCAGGCCUUUUCCAGCGGCGGCGGCGGCAGCGGAGCCGGCGGCGUGCCCGGGGCCUCCGGCGCGCCGGGCUCCACGUCCAUGUAUGCAGCCGUGCUGCGUGCCAAUCUGUCUGGGCACGCGCUCACGUCCACGUCAGGCGCCGAGAGCGGCGGUGGCGGCGGGGCGCUGGGCGGCGGCGGCGGCUCCAGGCGGGCCACGGCCACUGGCGCGGGCAGUGGCGCCAGCACGCCUCGCAGCUGCGGCAGCCCUUCGGGCAGCGGCACGCAGCCGCACACCGCGGACGCGGGCGGGCCGACGGUGUCACAGGCGACGGCGGCUGUGGCGGAUGGCAGCAUGAUGCGGACCACCAGCAGUGGCUCUCUGAGCGGCGCAGCCAUGAUGCAGCCGCGGUCCCUGCGCGGCAUGGCUGGCAGCGGCAUGGCCGGCGCAGCGGCGGUGGGCUCGGGCUCCGGCGCGCCCGGCACUGCGUCGUUGAGGGCGGACUCGGGCGGCAACACGCAGAAGCUCAUGGAGCAGGUGGUGCUGGGGCCGCUGCUCAGGUCGUCGAGCUCCAACGUGGGCGUCACGGGGUCGAGCGCCGCUGGUGGCGGAGGUGGCGGGGACCAGGCCUCGGCGUCGGGCAGUGGCAGCGUGGUCGGCGCCAGCAGCGGGGCGCCCUCCGGCGCUCGAGAGCACGCCAGCGGCGGUGUGCCUGGCAGCGGCGCCAGCGGCGCCGCAGUGGGCACAGCGGUGGCGGUGCUGCUUGCUGACGGAUCGUCAGCGCUACGGCCGACGGCCUGGUCAAAUGACACGGCCGGCGGCAGUAAUCGGCGGCGUGCGGGGACGGAGCCGUCGCUCGGCGUCGCGCGCGCGGGCGCCGCCAGCGCUGACGACGGCGGCAGCGGCUCCGCCGCCGACGGCUUGCAACCGCCUCGCUUCUCCAGCGGGCCGCAGGCCAGCGUAGCGGACGCGGGCGGCGGCAGCGGUAGCGGCGGCAACGGCUCUUCUAGCGGCGACGCCGCAGGCGGCGGCGCACGGGCGGCCCCACCCAUCGCUGACGCGCUGCGCGGCAACGCAUUGGGGCGGCGUGCCAGCAGCCGUCUGGCGCUGGAGACGAUCCCUAGCGAGGACCCGGAGAGCCUGUCGGGCCUGAUUCGCUCUGUCCGCGAAGAGCGUGUCGGCGCCGGCGGGGCUGGAGGUGGUCUGGGCGGAACCAGCCUCGGCGGCACCAGCAGCAGCAGCAACCGGGGCGGCAUUGCCGCUCACGCCGCGUUGGUGUUAGCCGCCAACCUGCCGUCAGGUGCCAUGGGCUCAACGGGCAUCGACGUGGGGCCGGUCUCGGGGCCGGAGGGCGGCGAUACGAGGGGCGCCGAGUGCGGGGGCGGUGCGCUGGCGUCUCUCAUACAUCUGCCCAGCACGGCGUCAGAGACAACGGAUGAGAUGAUGCCCUCGCUGCGGUCUGGCAUGGCCACCUUGGACCCCGCGGCGGGCUUGAGGAGCGGACCGGCGGCGGACCUCGCCGCCGCGGCGUUGUGUGUGGCGCCGCCACAGCCGCCACUGGGCGUCCCCUCGCGUGCCCGCGAGCCGCCGGUGUCACACGCGCCACCUGUUCGCGCCGCGACCGGCAGCUCAGGCAGUGGCUCUGCGCUGCACCGCGCCACCAGCGCCCUGGGUGCGAGCAGCUUGCACAGCGGCGGCAGUCUCAUCAGCGGCCCUACGCCGGGCAGCGGAGGCCUGAUGAGUGCGCCGCACCGCUCUGCAUCUCUGAAUGACGAAGCGAUGCGGGUUUCGGAGGCCGGCGACCGCAGCAGCGGCGGCAGCGGCCACAGCAACUUUGGCAGGCAUAGCCAGGGCAGCGCCAACGGCGCAAGUCCGUUGGGCAGCCCGGUGGGGGGUCGCGGCAGCGGCGCCAACAGCGGCGGCAGCGGCAGGCAGAGUGUGCGGCGAGCAACAACGGCUGUUAACCUGCGCCUGCACGCCACCACAGCGGCGGCGGCGCAGGCGGCAGCGGCGGCAGAGAAGGCGGCGCUCGCGGCGGAGCAUGUGGACGCGUCAACUGCGACUGGCGUGCGGGCACCGCACUCGCCCACCGCCGUCGUACGGGCGCCGCACUCGCCCAUACCCGGCUCCUCUCCUCGAGCCGGGGCCAGCAAGCCGCCCGCGACCAAGACCGUGAAGGAGGAGAACAGCUCCAGUUCAGAGUCUGGGUCUGACGGCAAGGCCGAGCCUGACACCGAGGGCAAGCCGGACCCCUUCGCGCACUGGGACUGGCCGCCGCCGGCGCCCGUGCCGCUCGCGCCGCGGGCGCCUGGGAGCGCGGGGCACCGGCAGCGCGCUGCCAGCGCCAUGGGGCUGUCGGGCGCGUCUCUGGCUGCAUUGCUGGCGCAGGCGGCGCCGCUGGCGCAGGCGGCGCAAGCCAGCGCCGCGGCGCAAAUCGAAUGCAUCUACAGCAGCAGCGGCGGCGGCAGCUUCACCAGCCAGCGCGGACACGGGCCCCCGGGCAGCAUCCGCGCCGCCGGGCUGCUGGCGGGCUUCGGCCACGGCAGCGACCUGGGUGCGGGUACGGGCAGUGGCGGGCCAGGCACGCCGCACUACCCGGUCGAUGACGGCAGCGCCGGCGCCAGCGGAGGGCCGCGGUUACUGGGCUCGGGCAACGGCAACCCGACCCGCGGCGUGCGGCGCGCGGCCACCUCAUCAAGUAUGGGCACGCUCGUGUGUACGGCUGCGGACGGCAUCGCUCCCGCCGUGGAUGAGGACAUGCGCUUCGCACAGAACGCCACUGCCGCCGCGCUGCGCGGCGCCGGCGUCCCCGGCGGCGGCGGCGGCGGCGGCGGCAUGAGCCAGGUGGUGAUGGCGACGACCACAGGCGGUGGCUUUGCCGGAAGCGGAGUCGGGGGCAGCAGCCGCAUGGCCGGCGGCGGCGGCACGUCGCUGCACGGGCAGGUCAGCAUGCCGGCGGCAGUGGCGGCGGGUAGCGUCUCCGGCGCCGAGUCGCCCGUGCAGCCGCUCAAGACCCGCACCAGCGCCGCCGCUGGCGGCGCCGGCGGCACCCUGGCCGCGCUGCUCGCGCAGGCAGCGCCGCUGGCGGCAGCGGCGCAGGCAAACGCCGCCGCGCAAACCGCCGCCCGCAUUGCCAGUAACAGCAGCACCGCCUCCAUAACCCCCGCCGCCGUGCCGUACGGCGUGCGCGCCGCCGCCGGCAGCGGGCCCUCCACGCCCACCGGCCACAACACGCUUGCGGUGCCCGGCGGCGGUGGUAACGCCUACUUCGGCUCGGCGUCGGGCCAGGGCCCAGCCGGUGUCGGCAGCAGCAGCGGUGCGUCCGCUGGCUCCGCGGAACAGCCUGGCGGCGUGGGGUCGUGGGCGCGGCGCCGCAGCAGCACCAGCAGGGACCUGCGGGACCGCACCGCCGCGUCGUAUCUGGCGGCGGGUGGCAGCGCGGUGCACCGACUGGGCCAGAACCCCGCCGGCGUGUUUGCGGCGGCCCUUGCGGCGGGCGGCGGCGGCAGCAGCGGGGGCACGGGCACCGGCAUGGGCGUAGCCAUGGGCGCCUCCAUGGGCACGAGCCUGGCCCUGGCGGGCGGCAGUAGCAGCGGCGUGCCUGACACGCGGGGUGUGUGGCUGACCGGCGGGGCGGUGGGCGGCGUGCAGCCGCGCCUGUCGCAGUCGCCGCCGCGCGAGCAGGGCAGCCCCGGCGGCGCGUCGAUGUCCUCCGCGGGCCGCCUGUCCACCUACCCGGCGGUACCCAGCCGCCUCAGCCACUCCGGCACCGGCACAAACACGCCGCGCCUUGCGGGCGUACCGGGGGGAGCCGCCGCCAGCACGGCCGGAGCCGUGGCCGGGGCUAGCGGCAGCGGCGUGCUGAUAGGCGUGCAGUCGCCGGUGCUGUCGCCGCAGUCGUCUCUCAACCGGAUGAACACGGGAGCGUCCAGCUCUUCGGCGGCCGUAGGGCACGCGGCGGCGAACAUCGGCGGCGGUACCUCCAGCAGCGGAGCGGCGUCCUUGCUGCCACAUUCGUUGUCCCUGCCCGCCAAUUCCGCGGCGACGGCGCAGGCGGCGGCUGCGGCGCAGAUUGCGCAGCUCACGCAGCUGCACCACUUGCAGAACCAGCUCCACCAGCAGAGCCAGCUGCGCGUGCGAACCAGCUCGCGCAGUGGCAGCUCCUCCGCAUUUGCGCCGGCGCCCACGGGCGGCGCCGUCUCGGCCACAGGUCUGGGCGUGGGCGUGGGUGUGGGCGCCUUGCGCCUCAACGGCGACCGCUUGCGCGGCCGCGGCACCAGCAGCGGCGGCGGCGUGAGCCCCAGCCAUAGUGCCAUGCAGCUCGGCGGGGCGUUCGGCACCAGCGGGAGCGGUGGCGCCGCGGCGAUCCCUGCGCUUGACAAGGACAAGCUUAUUGAGGACAUGGAAAGGGAGAUACAGACGCUGCACGGGCAACUGGGGGCGGCCCGGCGCAGCAACGCCUCGCCGCCUCGACACAGCCGCAUGUCGGGCGGGGGCUCGGCGCAGCAGCUGCGCACGCGUCAGUAGCAUGGGCAGCGCACGCGGUGGUCAACACCGCUGAGCGGUGGUGUCACAGGCACUGGACGUGCAACGCCACGCGAUUACAAGGCUAUCCCUGUUCGGAUUGAGUCGGGAAGGAAUUGGAUCGAUUAUCGUUCAUGGCUUGUAUGGCAAGCAGCGCGUUCGGGCGGCUGGCUGCUAUGCAACAAUCAAUUCAGAGAUUAUUUUGCGCGCGCGCUUUCCAACCAUACUCAGCCUCAGAAACUUGAUUUGCAAUGGAAGGAAAAUGCGAGCAGCGCGCGGCCAUCCACGUGUGAUUGUAAUCGCAGUUUCUACAGUGCGCGGCGACGUGGCAGACACAGCGCGGGGUCACUGUGUGUGCGUUUGCGUAUGGGUGCGCUUGUACGUGUGCACUUGUGCUGUUUUGUGUCCCGUGAUCUGGCCACACCUGUGCGACAGCUUUAACACUAGGUGCGAAUGCAUGCAUGUUCAAGGUGUGCAUAUGCAAACCGGGAGCCGUGCUGCAGGCGCAUCCCCCAUCGUUGGUGAUGUACAUUGCUAGCGAGUGCGCAGGGGACUUCGUCGCCGCCACCGGCCCCCACUCAUGCACGGUGGACCCGCAGCCUGAUCUUGUUGUACGUGAAUAGUGUACUAUUUGCAUGAUACCGUAUUGAGUUCAGGGUACAUAUGACUCGGGUCAACCCUGAGUGUACCCAUGCUUGCGUGUGAAUCAUUUGAAGUGUGGAAGCAAGCAACAUGAACCGAAUCCGCCUUGUUAUGCUGCUUAAGCGCAUGGGCUUUGGCCAGCCGCCGGCGCUGUCCCGGGAGCACCACCAGCAGCAGGGGUCGGGUGGUCAUGUGGGGCGCAAUGUAUGGAGGUGUCAUCCAGUAUGCUUAUCUGGGCGCUUAUUGCGCUAAGCCAAUCGAUUCGUCGAGCAGGUUCAGUUUUGUGGCGUGAGAGCCGCCUCACCCUGUUUGCGCACGUGCGUAAGUGCUGUGCUGCAGUAGCCUGAUGCUCUACCCAAAAACUUCAAAACGGAUAUCUUUCCCUUAAGUAGGUGUAGGAGCAAGUUCGUGUGUAGCAGGGCAUUGGACACUUAGGGACAAUCAAGGUACAGGCUCAAGGUGGGGGAGCACACGGUACGGAACGAUACCUUGCUGUUUGCUCCUUCGUGGGGCCGUAAUCUGGCGGCGGGCCCCGCCACGGGCCCCCGAGGCCCGAGCCCAUGAACCUACCUGUGCCUCCUGUAAGCAGGGCACAGCGGCUGAUCACUUGUGAAGGCUUGGAGCAGAUGCAUGGGUGUGGCAGGGUGUGGCUACUGUCCGAAGAGCACACCCAUCCCCUCUGGAGGAAUCUCAAAGCGAUCCC
This is a messenger RNA of Chlamydomonas reinhardtii, 9567 nucleotides long. RefSeq lists its product as uncharacterized. Gene Ontology annotation, molecular function: protein kinase activity; ATP binding. The transcript has 12 exons. The coding region runs from base 222 to 8225 and encodes 2667 amino acids. Gene Ontology annotation, biological process: protein phosphorylation. The record is from RefSeq and is a predicted model, not a curated record. Lineage: Eukaryota; Viridiplantae; Chlorophyta; Chlorophyceae; Chlamydomonadales; Chlamydomonadaceae.